Equus caballus (horse) is the source of this 991-nucleotide messenger RNA. RefSeq names its product proteoglycan 3. Gene Ontology annotation, biological process: immune response. The record is from RefSeq and is a predicted model, not a curated record. NCBI's taxonomy places the organism in Eukaryota, Metazoa, Chordata, Mammalia, Perissodactyla, Equidae.
UGAGUUACCUGUUCCUGGUGCCCUGAGAACUGGGGUCUGGGCUGGAAUCUGAGGAAAACCAGGAGGUCACAGAGUUGAGUCCUCCAUCCCAACAAGUCCACUAGCUCUUGGCAGUGAUAUCCAGGGGCUGUGCAGACACACUGGACAUCCCAGGGAGGCAAGGUGGAGCUGUGUCCCUGUCACAAGACUGAGCAGAUAUGAAAUGCCCUCUGCUCCUGCCCCUUCUCCUGCUGGGGACAGUUGCUGCUCUUCAUCUGGAGAGUGAUGACCCCCAUUUGGACAUCCGAGAGACACAGGCAGACCUGACCCAGGAUGUGGAAGGUUCAGGGGAGCAGGAGGGAGAGUUGGCCCUAACAGAGGAGGUGAUCCAGUCAGAAGGAGAGGAGGCUGAGGCUUCCACCAAUCAAGACACCUUUGAGGAUGAGCAGGCCAUGGAGUCGGACCCAGCAGCCCUAGGUGAAGACUUGCAGUGCCCCAGGGAAGAGGAAACAAUUGAAUUGCACCAUCCUGGGUGCAAGACCUGCCGCUACCGCUUGGUGCGAACUCCUAGGAGGUUUAAACAAGCUCAGAAUGUCUGCAGGAGGUGCUACCGAGGCAAUCUUGUCUCCAUACACAGCUACCACUUAAACUAUCGCCUCCAGUGCUCAGUCAGGUGUAUCAACCAAGGCCAGGUCUGGAUUGGAGGCAUCAGGAGAGGCUGGCGCUGCCGCAGGAGAUUUCGCUGGACUGAUGGGAGCCGCUGGAAUUUUAGCUACUGGGCCUCAGGGCAACCUAGAAAGGGGAGAGGCCGCUGCGUGGCUCUAUGCACCAGAGGGGGUCACUGGCGACGAGUUCCUUGCAGCAGGCGUCUGCCUUUCAUCUGCUCCUCCUAAGCCGUUGGCACGGAGACCCUGCCUUGAAGCCUCCUCACUUCACAGCAUCCUGUCAGCCCCCUGGACACUGGCCUUGUCCCCUUGUCCCUCCUCGAAAUAAAACCAGACUUCCCACAGCA